AUGGACCUACUUUUGGCCAAGGCAAUUUGCAUAUUCACAUUUCUGUGCGUGGCGACGUUUGGAUGUUCAAUACCAUACUUAAUAGGCCUACUAGGAAAUAAAAAAAAUGCAGAACAUGAGAAAAAAAUAAAAGGCAUACUGUCGAAUUUGAACUGUUUCGGUUCAGGGUUUAUAUUUUCAAUUGUUAUGUUUCACCUGCUACCAGAAACCAUUACAAUUGUCAGUUCGCAUAGACAUAUAGUAAUAUUUAACUCCUCUGAUCCUGAAAUAAAAACUCUGUAUAUAUUUUUUUUCGUUUUUGUUGGAUUCUGCAUGCAACUGGCAUUAGAAUAUGUGCUACCCGUGGACACUAACAUGUGCUGCGUUGUAAAUGACAAUGUCAAAUCGAUGCUCGACGAUAAUUUUUCCAAAAACAAGGCUAAAGGAGAAAAAGAAGAUUCUGUUAAUAUCGAGAUGCACAGUGUGACCGUGAACGAACAUCAGUACCACCACGCAUGUGAUAGCAAGGAUUUCAAGAAGCAGCAGAACAUUGUGAAGUUUUUACAUGUCUUAACUUUGCAAUCCUUUUUUUUAACAAUAUCCCUUGCCGUGCAUUCGUGCAUUGAAGGAAUGAUCGUAGGAACAUCAGAUGAUGUUAAUUUCGUUUUUAUAAACACCUUUUGUAUUUUGUCGCACAAAUGGAUAGCAGGAGUAACCGUAGCCCUUUCUCUAAAUCAGAACAACAUAAGCAAAAACCUCAAGAUGAUCUUGUUAAUAAUUUUUAUUUUUUCAUCACCAUUGGGAAUAAUUAUUGGUCACCUUAUAAAAUCGUCAGGUGAAAAGGUGACUUGCAUAAUCAAUGCAAUAUCUAUUGGAACUCUACUUUUCAUCGGAUGCGAGAUUUUACUGAACGAAAUAAAGCAAAAGUUCAGCAGAAAAAUUCGGUUUGCAAAAUGGAUGAGCUUUUGUUCUUCUUGCAUAAUUGCAUUUAUCCUAAUUAUGGUAACUCAACGUUUGGCUCCGCAUACCCACGGACAUGAACAUGCACAAAUCCACGAUCAUCAUCAUGAUCACGCACAUUAA
This is a messenger RNA of Plasmodium gonderi, 1062 nucleotides long. RefSeq names its product transporter protein. Gene Ontology annotation, cellular component: membrane. The transcript is spliced from 7 exons. Gene Ontology annotation, biological process: zinc ion transmembrane transport. NCBI's taxonomy places the organism in Eukaryota, Apicomplexa, Aconoidasida, Haemosporida, Plasmodiidae. Bases 1 to 1062 code for a protein of 353 amino acids. Gene Ontology annotation, molecular function: zinc ion transmembrane transporter activity. The record is from RefSeq and is a predicted model, not a curated record.